AUGGAAUCUGAACAACCCAUUACUAGUCCAAUGUUUACAAAUUCAAUUAUGAUGGAACCCUCGAAAAAACUUAAUGGUAUUACAUCGAUUGUACGAGAUCCAUCAAGGUCUUCAGUAGCUGAACUUAGAAGAUUAUCUAGUAUGUCUAUAAAAAAAGAUUUUUCAGAUUUACAAAUUCCAACAAUAACAGAAAAUGCUGAAGAUGUUACUGGUCUAAAAGGACGUAUUCGUCUUCAAAAAACUGGUGAAAGACGUAAUUCACGUAAUUGGAUGGAUCUACAAAGAAAAAAUAUUCAAGCUUAUGAAUAUUUGUGCCACAUUGGAGAAGCUAAAGAAUGGAUAGAAACAUGUAUUGCAGAAGAGAUCGAUCCAAUUAUCAUGUUGGAAGAAAGUCUUAGAAAUGGAAUCGUACUUGCUAAACUAGCCAAAUCUAUCGAACCAUCAGUUGUUAGAAAAAUUUUUACAUCGCAAAAAUUACAAUUUCGUCAUUCGGAUAAUAUCAACUUUUACUUUGCUGCUAUACAAAAAGUUGGGUUACCUAGGAUUUUUUGGUUUGAACUAACUGAUUUAUAUGAAAAGAAGAAUAUUCCUAAAGUAAUUUAUUGCAUACAUGCUUUAAGAAGAGGUCUUACAGCUCGGAUUAAAAACUUGAUUGGAAAAUUAGAAUUUACAGAUGAACAAAUACAUAUUACACAAAGAGGAUUGGACGCAUCAGGAAUAAUUAUGCCAAGUUUCGCUAAUGUUGGAAAUGUAUUGGCUGCUGAAUUAAAUGAGCCACCAAUAAUGGAAAUGGCGAGUACUAUUGAAAUGUAUGAACCAAUUGUAGAAAAAGUUUCUGAAGAAGAGAAAAGGGCAAAAUUUUGGGUCGAAAACCAAAAUUCUAUUGUACAAUGUCAAGCAAUUGCACGUACUUAUCUUGCAAGAAAACAUUUACUGGAAAGACGUGCUUUACAUGAAUAUUCUUUGCCUUUUAUAGUUCGUCUUCAAUCACAGAUUAGAGGAUGGUUAGUACGUACAGAAUGGAAUCAACGGUUAAAUCAAAUGGAAAAAUUAGAAAGAUGGGCUGUAAAA
Scutellospora calospora is the source of this 1071-nucleotide messenger RNA. The record is from the annotation of a GenBank genome assembly. NCBI's taxonomy places the organism in Eukaryota, Fungi, Glomeromycota, Glomeromycetes, Diversisporales, Gigasporaceae.